UGAAGUGGAUGUUACUUGUCCGCACUCUUGUCAGUUCAAUCUUCAUUGCUCAGGGAACUGUUUGGGGCUAUUCCCUUUUAAGACGAACGGACCUGGACAACAAAAAGGCUGGAGAGAUCCCAUCCAGCGUCCUUCAUUCCGACAGUAAAGUGGACUGCGGGAUACUCUGUGCCCAGGAGGACACAUGUGCGGCCCUCACAUACCAUGAUGGACAGUGUUUCCUCUACAAUUCAUCCUUGUCAACAUCUGGCUUACCAAGCCCAGGUGCCAGUGGGUUCAUAUCUGAUGUCCCAGCUCCUGAUGCCAGAACAUUCAUCAAACGAGAUCACUGCCCUCUGUCUCUGGGUUACACGUCAGUCCCGUCUGCAGACCUGUGUUUCAAAUACCACGAUGUUUCAAUGAAUUAUACAGCCAGUCAGGAACAAUGUGAGAGUGACGGUGGCCGCCUGGUCAUCCUGAACACCGUGGAGAAACGAGACUAUAUUGUUGCCACACUGGGAGUUAAGUUGAUCUAUCCGCAUAUUGGUCUGCGAAGGGUGGGCGGAUUGACAAGCUGGCUAGAUGGUUCAACCUAUCUUCCUGGAAAGGUAGCAAUCAACCUUAACGGAUGCGGAAUUUUGUAUCAUGGGGCCAUAAGUACCUAUUAUUGCAAUUGGCUCCGGCCUUCCUUUUGUGAAAUACCGGUUAACUAUUCACAAGUCGCCAGGCCAUUCUGUUAAUGAAACAUAUGAAAUGGCUUUAAUUUGACAUGAUCAAUGACUACAAUAUUGGCGUAGCAUUGACGGAGCCUAUGCACAAUAAAUCUGUCUGCCUUCACAAAUACAUUCCAAUACACUCUGAUGGAAACAUUUUACACACUGCAUAAUCUGUGUUGGUGACUGUUUAGAUCCCCAGCAAAUGACAGUUUUCCUAAAAUAAUAUAGUGGAAACUCUUUCAGUCACUGACGCGUUGCCGACUUGAUGGACGCUGCUCUGUGUCAAGUCCAUAUUGCUGCUGCAUCCAGUAGUUGAAGACGUACUUAGGACGUCUGCUUGAGAACAAUUGAUCCUGUGUUUAGCAGAAGAUUCCAAUUGUGAAUGUGGGAGACAGCUUACUCAAAUUAAGGAGUGUCUUGUUAUCACAGUCGUCACCGUCCCAGUCCUUUGAAUCCUCCCCUUCGAUCUUCAGCAAAAUGUACCGGGUUAGAAAUUGAGAAGAGUUCUUUGUGAAAUGAUUUCUCUCCCAUAUGAAGUGGACGUCCUCGAAAACGAAAGUGCUUGGAACAAUCUACUGUUUCAUGGAGUCAUAUUAUUUUAUUAAAUGUCAUAUUGUUUUAUUAAAUGUCAUAUUGUUUUAUUAAAUGUCAUAUUGUUUUAUUAAAUGGCGUAAUUGUUUAAAAGUUCACAUUUCACAGUGUUUCCUGAUGAGUUUGAUAUCGGUGUUAACUUACAUGAUAUACUGAGAACAAUGGAUGAUCAUUGCAGAAUUGCAUGUGCUUUAAGCGUUAAGAAAGUACUUUAUUAGAUAUGGCUUCAAAUGUUUGUUUCCCUUUCU
Messenger RNA from Haliotis rubra (blacklip abalone), 1534 nucleotides. RefSeq lists its product as uncharacterized. Bases 9 to 719 code for a protein of 236 amino acids. NCBI's taxonomy places the organism in Eukaryota, Metazoa, Mollusca, Gastropoda, Lepetellida, Haliotidae. The record is from RefSeq and is a predicted model, not a curated record. The transcript has 3 exons.